This is a messenger RNA of Penicillium samsonianum, 498 nucleotides long. RefSeq lists its product as uncharacterized. The record is from RefSeq and is a predicted model, not a curated record. Bases 1 to 498 code for a protein of 165 amino acids. The transcript has 2 exons. NCBI's taxonomy places the organism in Eukaryota, Fungi, Ascomycota, Eurotiomycetes, Eurotiales, Aspergillaceae.
AUGGAAAAUGAAGAUAGUAUCGGUCAAACUCUCGAUAUCUGGGGCAUUGGAAAGCGAAUAGUGCAAAUCAUGGUUUUGAAUAACCGCACCAUGAACUGCAUGGGCUUUCCCACUCACCAUGCCAUAUACGACCGUCAUUCAAUCCACGAGAUCUUCCGCCAGUUUGACGAACCCCCUAAGCCGUUCGUUCAAUACUACAACGAUAUCAAUAAAGGGAAUCACUCGACAUGGGUUGAAAAGCUACGCGAUUUCAAGGGACCACUAUUUCCCGAUCCCUCGCUAGCACCCGAAGGACAUACGAUCCUAACCGACGCCAACCUUCAAUCCAUCAUUCCAAGAGGCCCCCAGCAUUCCUGCUUCACCGUUAGCAACAUGUUUCGUCUCGCCCUGGCACUUACCCACGCUCGCCAGACUGGAUCUCUAGACGUGGUCUUCCACGCCGGAGUAUCCAGUCGAGGAAUCCCCGUCCCAAACGUCCGGACGCUAACCAACCCAUAG